Babjeviella inositovora NRRL Y-12698 is the source of this 1720-nucleotide messenger RNA. It is a transcript of the gene PTH1, whose product is annotated as putative phosphatidate cytidylyltransferase. The transcript has a single exon. Gene Ontology annotation, biological process: CDP-diacylglycerol biosynthetic process; cardiolipin biosynthetic process. Gene Ontology annotation, cellular component: mitochondrion. Bases 169 to 1461 code for a protein of 430 amino acids. Gene Ontology annotation, molecular function: phosphatidate cytidylyltransferase activity. Lineage: Eukaryota; Fungi; Ascomycota; Pichiomycetes; Serinales. The record is from RefSeq and is a predicted model, not a curated record.
ACACCCUUACUUACCUAACCUGCUUCUCUUGGUGAUAGAGGAAACAACUCGAAUUACCGAUUUCUGCGAUUCUUGUGGCCACGUUCAUUCCCCUCACCGCUGCUCUAUUUCCAUUGAACCAAGCACAACGUGCAUACCCCCACCUUUCAUCGCAUUUUCCACGGCUCUAUGAGACUCCAACCCCCCAGUUCAGUGAGACACUUUUCCCGCUCGUCAAUCUGCCGUUUACAGCCUAAUGAGGUGCCAGUAGAUCCUUAUAGGGCCCACAUCCACACGCCGCCCUCGUCACCGUUCCACUACAAACGGUUCCGCACACUAAACGACCUUCCGUCGGUCGAUUUCGCGUCCAACCAGCACAUUCCCGCGGGAAACGAACAAGCCCUAUCGGCGACCCUCAGCCAGUUUAACGCACCUAUCAGAUAUGCCUUGGGAUACGGCAGUGGGGUGUUUGAACAGGCGGGUUACUCGGCGUCGGACAAGAAGCCCCAGAUUGACAUGAUCUUUGCGGUGACGUAUCCCAGCCACUUCCACCUGCUCAACCUUAACCAGUUUGCCGAGCACUACUCGGGCUUGCGUGUGUGUGGCUCCGACAUGGUUGCAUGGAUCCAGGAGACGGCCGCGGGCAUGUACUUCAACCCGUUUGUGGAGAUGAACAGCCAGGUGAUCAAGUAUGGGGUCGUUAGCGUGGAGCGCGUAUGCCUGGAUUUGGAGAACUGGGACAGCUUGUACAUUGCUGGACGCUUGCAUAAGCCGGUGAAGGUGUUGCGGGACGACCCACGCAUCCGCUUUGUCAACCAGUUUAACCUCCGGAGUGUGAUUAACCUCUCGAUGAUGUUGAAUAGCAAGAAGAAGGCGUUCACGGAAGGUGAUUUGUACCGCACCAUUACUGGUAUUUCGUACAAGGGUGACCCCAGAGUGAGACUCGGCGGAGAGAACCCCAAUAAAAUCGGGAACAUUGUCUCUGGACAAUACGAGAACUUCAGGUUGUUGUACAGUCCGUUGCUCUUGGACGCUUCUAGUAACCAAUCAUUGCAGAUUGUGAAUGAGGUGGAUACUGCCGUUUCGGGAGCGAAGGAAUACCACUUUGAGCAGAAUGAGGACCCCAAGGCCCGCGCCUUGUUGCUCCAGACAUUGCCGCUUUCCUUCCGCCGCCGCCUAUACGCGCUCUACGCCUCCAAAUACGGUGCCGAGUUGGCUGCCGAUGAGAUUGCUCAGCGAGUGUUGCUGCUCACAUCUACAAGCUCUACUACUACAUAUACCGCAGACAGCUGCUCGGGGUUCGCGUUGGCGAUCGCCCAGGACAAGAACUUGGUCAAGGCGUUGAACAAGGCGAUUAUUAGCACCGUCUCCGGCCCAGCGCUCGGGCAGAUGGUGAAGGGUAUUGUGAGUGCGGGAAUCGUCAGAAGCGCGAAGUACGCAUGGGACAAGAAGGUCAAGAACUGGCAGGCCAAAAAAGCGUAGACGUAUUGCUUAGAUGGGAAAAUACAGUAUAGGUAAUUAGUUCUAAGGCUGUAGACCGUUGUAAAAUCAGCUUGAGUGGAGGGUAAACAUUUGGUUGCAGUUCGGUGUACACAGCAUAUGCGGGGAUACACGGUAUCGCGGGUUUCCAGCUAAAAGAGAGUGCGACUAGUUUAGUAUCUUUUCGAAAGAAUUAGGUCCGAGUUCCAUAUAAGGCUAACUAGGUCUGGAUUGGUCUGAGGCUGCGCAUGAUCUCAGUCUG